This is a messenger RNA of Mesitornis unicolor (brown roatelo), 1288 nucleotides long. Its product is annotated as TBC1 domain family member 22A-like. NCBI's taxonomy places the organism in Eukaryota, Metazoa, Chordata, Aves, Mesitornithiformes, Mesitornithidae. Gene Ontology annotation, molecular function: GTPase activator activity. The record is from RefSeq and is a predicted model, not a curated record. Gene Ontology annotation, biological process: activation of GTPase activity. The annotation marks the transcript as partial. The transcript is spliced from 9 exons.
CCCGGUGGUGCAGGGAACAGUUCUGCCCAGUACUGCUGCCUUCGGGCCGGUUCCGCUUCGCUGCCUCCCCAGCCGCAGGGGUUCAGGGGAUCCCGGCCGGUUCCGUGCCCUCCGCAGCGAGCGCGUCCGAUCCGUCACUGCUCGCAGCUGGGAGGCUGGUGCGGGCCUCUCCGCCCCUCCCUCGGCUCUCUCCUGUCAGCUCAGCGCCCGGAGCGUUUCAGUGUCAGGCGUCUCCAGUAUUCAACACGUAUAUGGAGCUCAGCAUCCGCCUUUCGAUCCAUUAUUGCAUGGAACCUUGAUAAAACCAGGUUCAAAGCCACCUACAACUCCAGUGAAAUUAAAGAAAGUCAGCACCUUCCAAGAAUUUGAAAGUAACACAAGUGAUGCUUGGGAUCUGGGUGAUGAUGAUGAUGAACUCUUAGCAAUAGCUGCUGAAAACCUAAAUACAGAAGUGGUCAUGGAAACGGCUCACAAAGUCAUUCAGAAUCAUAGCAAGUUACAGGAACAGCAUAAAUUUCAGGAAGAAAAACAAGUAGAACCUGCAGAGCUAACUUCAAUUGCAUGUGGUGAUAAUAGGCUUGUUAAAUCAGUCAGUGAAGGACAUACAUCGAGUUCAUCAGAUAACGCUAGUGAAAAUUCUUCCAUGCAGAGAUCGCAGUCCCUUCCACAAACUUCCACACCUCCCUUGGUGAGUGGGAUGGCAGACUACAGUACCUCAGUUACUCCUGCAUUAACUGAAAGAGAAGCAUCCCGAUUAGACAAAUUUAUGCAGCUACUUGCUGGCCCCAAUACAGACCUUGAAGAGUUACGGAAAUUGAGUUGGUCUGGCAUUCCCAAACGGGUUCGUCCAAUUGCAUGGAAGCUUCUUUCAGGCUAUCUUCCUGCGAAUGUGGACCGAAGAGAAAGCACUUUACAAAGAAAACGCAAAGAGUAUUUUGCAUUUGUUGAACAAUACUAUGAUUCCAGAAAUGAUGAGAAUCACCAAGAUACCUACAGACAGAUCCAUAUAGAUAUCCCACGCAUGAGUCCUGAAGUUUUAAGACUUCAGCCUAAAGUAACUGAGAUCUUUGAAAGAAUUUUGUUUAUCUGGGCAAUACGUCAUCCAGCCAGUGGAUAUGUUCAGGGCAUAAAUGAUCUUGUUACUCCUUUUUUCAUAGUCUUCAUUUGUGAAUAUAUAGAAGAAGAAGAAGUGGAAAAUUUUGAUGUUUCCAGUCUGCCUGAAGAAGUGCUGCAGAACAUAGAAGCUGACAGUUACUGGUGCAUGAGCAAGUUGCUUGAUGGCAUUCAG